AAAUGUAGACUUUAACGCAUGAGCUUUCAAUAAAAAAGAGAUAUUCUUCAUUCCUUUUUUCUUCACUUUUUCUCUUCACCAUUUCACACUUUGUCCCUAUUACUCCCUAGAAUCUCUCGCUCUGUCUCAUGCACACACAGACACACACUAGUGGAUUCCUUGCUUUAGCUUCAAAUCUCUGCUAAUAAUCCUGAUUUCAUUCUUUUCUCUCACCAUAACCCCAUAUCAAUUUUGUUCUAUCCAUAUUCAAAGCCCCACAAUUUCUCAAAUCUUUGUGCUACAAGAAACCCUAGUUCUUUCUAAAUUCACAGAUUCUCAAACACCUUUUUUCCUGAUUUGGUGAAUAUAUGGUUCAUAGUACGUUGUAAUUCAGCUUAAAGGUGUUGAAUUCAGUGAAGUUUAUUUAAGGAUAAGAAGAUGGAGAAAUACGAGCUUGUGAAGGAUAUAGGGUCUGGGAAUUUUGGUGUUGCGAGGCUCAUGAGGAACAAGGAGACCAAAGAGCUCGUGGCAAUGAAAUACAUUGAGAGAGGACACAAGAUUGAUGAGAAUGUAGCAAGGGAAAUCAUUAAUCAUAAAUCACUUCGGCAUCCAAACAUAAUUCGCUUCAAGGAGGUGGUAUUGACUCCCACUCAUCUUGCCAUUGUUAUGGAAUAUGCAGCUGGUGGAGAACUGUUUGAGCGCAUUUGCAAUGCAGGAAGGUUCAGUGAAGAUGAGGCCAGAUACUUUUUCCAGCAGCUUAUUUCAGGUGUCCACUACUGUCACAACAUGCAAAUAUGUCAUAGAGAUCUGAAGCUGGAGAAUACCCUUCUUGAUGGAAGUGCAGCUCCACGCUUGAAGAUAUGUGAUUUUGGAUACUCAAAGUCAUCCCUGUUGCAUUCAAGGCCAAAAUCAACUGUUGGGACUCCAGCUUAUAUUGCUCCAGAGGUUCUCUCCAGAAGGGAAUAUGAUGGCAAGCUGGCUGAUGUUUGGUCAUGUGGAGUGACACUUUAUGUGAUGCUGGUUGGGGCAUACCCUUUUGAAGACCAGGAGGAUCCAAAGAACUUUAGGAAAACCAUUCAACGAAUAAUGGCGGUACAGUACAAGAUUCCUGACUAUGUUCACAUAUCACAAGAUUGUAGGCACCUUCUCUCUCGCAUAUUUGUUGCCAAUUCUGCAAGGAGAAUCACAAUCAAAGAAAUCAAGUCGCACCCAUGGUUCUUGAAGAAUUUGCCUAGGGAGUUGACAGAAGCAGCACAGGCGGCUUAUUAUAGAAAAGAAAACCCAACAUUUUCACUUCAGAGUGUGGAGGAGAUUAUGAAAAUUGUGGAAGAGGCAAAGACUCCUCCUCCAGUUUCCCGUUCAGUCUCAGGUUUUGGCUGGGGAGGUGAAGAAGAAGAGGAGGAGAAGGAAGGAGAUGUAGAAGAAGAAGUGGAGGAGGAGGAUGACGACGAAGAAGAAGAAGACGAAUAUGACAAACAAGUGAAACAAGCACACCAAAGCUUAGGGGAAGUUCGUCUCACCUAAGCGUAAAUUAUCUUGCUUGCUCGCAGAGAACUGUGGACACACACAUAGCCUAUUAUGUCUUUGGCAUUUCCUGUUUGUGUAAAAGUUAUUUCACCUGGGCCUACUUUAUCCUUUUUGCUUGUAGAAAACUUUAGCUAUUAAGUGUGGCAUUUCCUGGUUGUGUCAAGAUUUUCUUUUUUCUGCUGUGUGGAACUUAAAAGAAGUCUGUAAAUUUCGAGUUUUGAGGUAAGGUAGCUUGUGAAUUAUAUUUCAUUAAGACAAAGGCAUUGGUGUACUGAAGUUGAACCUCAGAUGAGCCUGAGUUAUAAUUAAGAGGAAACUUUGGUAAGUUUUGUUGUAUG
Molecule: messenger RNA, 1844 nt
Organism: Solanum lycopersicum (tomato)
Lineage: Eukaryota; Viridiplantae; Streptophyta; Magnoliopsida; Solanales; Solanaceae
Product: serine/threonine-protein kinase SRK2B
Biological process (GO): intracellular signal transduction; protein phosphorylation
Molecular function (GO): ATP binding; protein serine/threonine kinase activity
Source: RefSeq, a predicted model, not a curated record